UCUCCCUCCCGCCAUUACAGCGACAAGGCAAUACAAAAAGAGUGAGCGACCGACCGGCUACGUAGCGGUGCCGCCCCUUUGCUUUGCACUUGAGUGAGCGCGGGGGAAUCGGCCCGAGGCGGGGAAGCGGCUUCAUGGGCGAGUGGCCGACUGCGGCCGCUUUGCUGGCUCUCGGGAAGGGAGAAGGCGGAAGGAUGGCGGAAACUGCGGGGAGAGCUCUCAAGCCGCAACUGCAGCGGCGCCGUUAUUCCGCGCCGCGAUUAUAGCUGCUGGAGCCUUUCCUGUCACUGCUUCUAGUAUCCCGCAGAGGUAGAAGCACCUUCGCAGCCCCGGGGCCGCUAGCUGAAUUACCGCUUCCUGGUGGUGCUUUGGCUUUCGGGCUGGAAGGACGAGCGGUGGACGUUUCUUCUUUACUCCGUCUCGCCGGCGGAUCCCACUGAAAGGAACUGCGGGAUAAGACAGAAGAAAGAGAAGGUGGUAGCGAAGGACGGACCAUGGGCGCUAAGCAGAGCGGCCCGGCGGCCACCAACGGCCGAACGCGGGCUUACUCCGGGGGAGACUUGCCGUCGGGCGGCGGCGGCAGCAGCGUUAAUGGGAUGGGCGGCCGGCCGAUAGGCAGAGCGAUGCGGUACACACACCUGGCGCCUGGAGCGCACCACGCAGCCUCUGGCUCCUCGAUGAGCAGUGGGGCGGCGACGGCGGCUCCCCCUUUGGCAGCCCCCAGGAGUAGGUCUUUGGGUGGGCCAACCACUUCCGGGACUCGAACGGCUCAUUCUGCCUUCAACAUCCCCAAUAGCAGCGGCCUCUAUGGCUCCCAAGACUCGGUCAGCAGCACUCCCGAGGAAGUGGGGCGGGAACGAGCCACCGCGAGUGGACGCGCAGAAGGACCCGGCGAGAGAAGCGGAGGACCCCGGCUAGUUAUCGGCUCGCUGCCCGCGCAUCUUUCGCCUCAUCUUUUUGGAGGAUUUAAAUGCCCAGUUUGUUCCAAGUCUGUAUCUUCAGAAGAAAUGGAUUUACAUCUUGUGAUGUGUUUGACAAAACCAAGGAUAACCUAUAAUGAGGAUGUGCUGAGUAAAGAUGCUGGAGAAUGUGCAAUAUGCUUGGAGGAACUGCAGCAAGGAGAUACAAUAGCACGAUUGCCUUGUUUAUGCAUAUAUCAUAAAGGGUGCAUAGAUGAAUGGUUUGAAGUAAAUAGAUCUUGUCCUGAGCAUCCUUCAGAUUAAUCACAAAUUUGCUGUUUUUAAAGUCUCUUACACUGCUCAUCAGAAGUAAUAGAUGUGAAGUUCCACCAUUAGAAUUUAAUCUGAAAGUGAACUUAUGUUCGUUUUGGAGUGGGAAAGAAGAAGAUGGAACAAGCAUGGGACAUGAUGCAAAGCAGGAUCCUCAGUGUACCAAAUGCUCAUGUAAAGACAACAUAGGGAUUUUGAAAAUGCUGCACAUCCUAGAAAAAUUAUCUCCCACAAACUAUGUAGUUAUUUUAUUUUUACAAGCCAAAGUUAAUUUUCAGGGUUUUUUUCAAAUCAGUCUACAGAAACAGAAUGUUCUGACAUAAUUCCUUGAACAGAAGCUGUAUGCUCUACAUCAGUCUGAACAUUAUACAAGGAAGAUGCCAUUUUAAAGUUGGAAUCACCUAUUCUUUUUUCUCACAGAAAGGAGAAAACUAUGAGAUACAGAGAUCCUUCACCUAAUAUGCUGUUCACAUUUUUAUGGAAAAGAAUGCAAUGUUAUUUCUUUUAAUCUUUGAAAAUUUUGUAAGUAAAGCUGUGUCACAGUUCACCCCAAAGAACAAAUGCAACCAAGGCUAAUUCUGAAUUAAUAUUCUUGAUCCAAUUAGAGUUAUUGAAAUCCAUAAUCUCUUCUCAUUUCUGCAUAAUAAAAUUCAUUUUUCUGCUUAUAAAUAUCAGUGCAGCAAUUUUGAAAAUGCAUAAUCUAGCAGCUAUGCAAUUAAAAGAAAACUACUAGGGACAUGGCAAAUAACAUCUUUCAGAAUGGUGCCAGUUGAGCUAAUUUAACGGGUAUUAUAUUUUUAAUUUUUCAGGUAGUUAUUUUCUUAUGCUAUCAUUACGAAGCCAUCUUUCCUUAAAGGUCAGUAAUCACAAAGAUAGGCAAGAUGAAUGUUU
Molecule: messenger RNA, 2120 nt
Organism: Pseudonaja textilis
Lineage: Eukaryota; Metazoa; Chordata; Lepidosauria; Squamata; Elapidae
Source: RefSeq, a predicted model, not a curated record